Messenger RNA from Aspergillus calidoustus, 1458 nucleotides. The record is from the annotation of a GenBank genome assembly. NCBI's taxonomy places the organism in Eukaryota, Fungi, Ascomycota, Eurotiomycetes, Eurotiales, Aspergillaceae.
AUGGCGACCUCAUACAUACUGAUCAAGAACGCGACGGUGAUUUCGAUGGAGGGUGCGGGGCACAAUGUCGUCGACAAAUGCGAUAUUCUGAUCGAAAACGAUCGGAUCAAAGCUGUUGCAAAAGGCAUUCCUGAGCCAAACGAGGGAGACGGCACGAUAAUCGAUGGGAUCGAUUGCAUAGUCACGCCCGGCUUCGUCGAUGGCCACCACCACAUGUGGCAGCACCUCCUGCGAGGCCUGACGGUCGACUGGUCGCUGUACGGCUACUGCUGCCACCUCCGCAGCGUCUAUGGGAGUCUAUAUACACCGGAGGAUGUCUAUUUUGCCAAUUACGCAGCGGCUCUAAGUCUCCUCAACAACGGUGUCACAACCGUCCUCGACCACUGCCACGUUAUCAAUUCGCCCGCGCAUGCCGACGCCGCUGUGUUGGGUCUGAAAGAUGCAGGCAUCCGCGGAACAUUCUGCUACGGGUUUUAUCAGAAUCCACCUAUUCCAGGGGAUCUGGCGAGCACUGAAAAUGAUACGUUCACUCCCGCGGCGCGAUUGGAGGAUGCGACGCGUGUGCGACGAGAGCACUUUGCGGAUAACGACAUUGACAGCUCCCUUAUCACGUUCGGUGUCGCACUCAACGAGCCCCCGCUCCAGUUGCGCGAGAACAACGUCGCGGAGCUCGACGCAUCCAGGAAGCUAGGAGCUCGACUCAUCACUGUUCACACCUCGGUCAUGCCCGGUGUCGUCGCGAAAGGAGAAGUGAUCCAGAAUUUCUCAACUGCAGGCCGAAUGGGACCGGAUCUUGUCUUCAGCCACGGCGCAUACAUGACACAAGAUGAAAUGGCCGCACUGAAGAAAUCCGGUGCGGGCGUUGUCAGCACGCCGGAUACAGAGCUCCAAAUGGGAAUGGGAUACCCCAUUGCCUUCCACGCAAUGGACCACGGCUGUCGCGCGUGUCUGGGGCUCGAUAUUACCUCGAACCAAGGAAAUGACUUUAUUGCGCAGAUGCGGUUGGCAUUGCAGGUUCAGCGGGCGCGGGAGCUUGAUCGGCGCGUUGAUCAGCUCCUACCCCGCAAAACGGCGGACGCGUUGCGACUGGCGACGAUUGGUGGAGCGGAAGUCAUGCAGAUGGAGUCGGUUAUCGGGUCGAUCAGUCCAGGGAAAAAAGCGGACUUGAUCAUCUUCCGCUGUGAUGAUAUUGAUACCGUGCCUGUUGUGGAUCCCGUUGGGACAGUCGUCUUCCAUGCGUCGCCGAAGAAUAUCAAUACUGUUAUUGUCAAUGGGAAGAUUGUGAAGCGGGAUGGACGGCUUGUUGGCGUGGACUGGGAGGCGUUACGCGAGGAAAUGAAAACUAGAUCCCAGCGACUUCAAGAUGAUGCGGCCAAAGUCGAUAUGUCGAAUGCGGAGGCGCUUUUCAGGGCCGGAUUUGAGAAGGGGAUGGAUGGGGCAGCUGAGGUUACUAUAUGA